Centrocercus urophasianus (Greater sage-grouse) is the source of this 2649-nucleotide messenger RNA. RefSeq names its product potassium inwardly rectifying channel subfamily J member 15 (gene KCNJ15). Gene Ontology annotation, biological process: potassium ion import across plasma membrane; regulation of monoatomic ion transmembrane transport. The transcript has 2 exons. Gene Ontology annotation, molecular function: inward rectifier potassium channel activity. Bases 835 to 1962 code for a protein of 375 amino acids. The record is from RefSeq and is a predicted model, not a curated record. Lineage: Eukaryota; Metazoa; Chordata; Aves; Galliformes; Phasianidae. Gene Ontology annotation, cellular component: plasma membrane.
ACUGGGAAGAAUACUAAAGAUGACAGGGAAAUUCUGACACAGCCAUACUCCAAACUGCCAUGCUAUCCCUACACAUGGAGACUGACUUUGUGCAUGGAAAUGUUAAAGAAGCACAGCUAAAAAUGUCUUUGGUUUUGAAUUGAAACACAGUCUGGAACGUGCCAGGCAUGGCAUGUUCCCGGGAAACACGAUUUGCCUUGCAAUUUACCUUUCUAUUCCUUGUCUUCUUGGAAGAACUGUUUUGCUACAGCACUUCGAAUUAUCUGUCAUAUUAGGUACAUUUUCCUAGCUCUGGAAGUGUGGUAGGAGGCAACAUCAGGAUUUUCUCUGGUCAGGGUUCCCAGAGAAGGAACAACACAUUUCAGGGAAAAGAAGAGGCACAGAUAAGAAAUCUUACCAGGCUAUCAUAUGGAUUGAAAACAUAGAGCUUGAUGAUGCUGCAGAUGAACAGUACAGUGUAUCCCUGCCAAGUCUGGCACACCAAGGAAGUAUCAGUGUCACAGCACUUGUAGUGCAGAGCUUAUCAUGCCCAGUGUCCCUUGCAUAUGGAAGCCCAUGUGUCCAGGACACAGUAGAUGUACAGUGAGUGCAGUGUGCAGAGUGCCUGCGUACCCCUUGCCUUGGGCCACUCUUGAACCUAAUCAAUGAACUCUGCUCUCCGCCAAGACUGUAAGCCUUGUUCCUGCCCCACCAGCUCAAGCCCAACAGCUGUAGCACUGAGGAGGAAAGGUGGAGUCUUGGCUGCCUCUGUCCUGAUAACCUCCAGAGGAGGAGGAGCCAGCAGCCCUGGGGAGCGUGGUCCCAGGAGCACGGUCCAGGACUGAAGCAGUGAGGAUGGAAGCCACUCAAAUUAAUAUGUCCCGCGUUCCACUGGUUAACGGAGGCAUCAGCACUGCGCUCAAGGCACACAAGCCCCGUGUGAUGUCCAAAAGCGGUCACAGCAAUGUGCGCAUAGACAAAGUUGAUGGCAUUUACCUACUCUACCUUCAAGAUUUGUGGACUACAGUUAUAGACAUGAAGUGGAGGUACAAACUCACCUUAUUUGCUGCUACAUUUGUUAUGACCUGGUUCCUCUUUGGAGUUAUCUAUUACGCCAUUGCAUUCCUUCACGGAGACUUAGAAAUAAACAAGUUCACCUCAAAGCAGGAGCCAUGUGUCAAGAAUGUAGACUCUCUUACAGGUGCAUUCCUCUUCUCUCUGGAGUCACAGACAACCAUUGGCUAUGGAUUUCGUUUCAUUACAGAGGAGUGUCCACAUGCCAUUUUCUUGCUUGUGGCCCAACUGGUUAUCACCACCUUGAUUGAGAUCUUCAUCACAGGCACAUUUCUGGCAAAAAUUGCAAGACCUAAAAAAAGGGCAGAAACUAUUAAGUUCAGCCACUGUGCUGUCAUUACUAAACACAACGGAGAUCUUUGCCUGGUGAUCAGGGUAGCAAACAUGAGAAAGAGCCUUCUAAUACAGUGCCAGCUCUCUGGGAAGCUUCUUCAGACAUACGAAACCAAAGAAGGGGAGAGAAUCCUGCUUAAUCAAGCCAGUGUCAAGUUCAAUGUUGACUCCUCUUCAGAAAGCCCAUUUCUCAUUUUGCCUUUAACAUUCUACCAUAUUUUGGAUGAAAGCAGCCCUUUAAGAGAUCUCACACCUCAAAAUCUCAAGGAUAAGGAUUUUGAGCUUGUGGUGCUCCUGAAUGCCACAGUGGAGUCCACCAGUGCUGUCUGUCAAAGCAGGACUUCCUACAUACCUGACGAGAUCCACUGGGGUUAUGAAUUCGUGCCUGUGGUUUCUCUCUCUCCAAAUGGAAAGUAUGUGGCAGAUUUCAGUCAGUUUGAGAAGAUUAGGAGAAGCACAGAUUCUUCUUUUUAUAGUAUGGACUCAGAAAAACAAAAAUUAGAGGAGAAAUACAGGCAGGAGGAUCAAAGAGAGAGGGAACUAAGAACGAUGUUGUUACAGCAGAGCAAUGUUUGAUUGAGUGGACAAACUAUCUUGUUAAAUUCUUUCCAAAACCUGAAAGAAAAAAAAAAAAUUUUUCUGUACUGUGUGUCUAUUAUAAAACCAGCGGUGAAGACUUUUUCAGAAAAUAGCUUUGGCGUAGAGUAAACAUAUCCCUUUGUUUGGCUGAGUUGUUAAUCAAGUAUUUUAUAAUUAGGUGGGAUUUCUUUGUUCAUGAUCUUAGCAAAGUUGGAUUUGUAUCAAGUGUCUGCCUCAUACCAACGCUAAAAGCAGACACACCACUUUCUGUUUGGAAAGUGAAACUGGAUGCACAGUGCUGAUUCCUUCAAAUAUUUAUUUGACGAACUUUUACUGUGAGCAGAGACAGCACAUAGUACUGCUAAAAAAAAUAUGUGCUCUGUUAAAAAAAUGUCUACUUAAAAUGUAAAUUUUCAUACCAGGUCUUAUCUUUGAAGGAAUUCCUGGUGAGGAAAAUCAGGGAGACAAAUUGUCAACCAUGGGAAGAGCCUGCAGGGAAGGGACAAACUCCUUCUUAAAUCUUGAAGGAGAGUGACGGAGUAGUUGUGCUGGGUGAUCUAGAAGGGAUUUCUCUUUCUCUGUUGCACAGAACGUGUUUUGUGAUUACUCACUUUUUUAACCUUGUUAAUGACUGAUUCAUAGCAAAAAAAAAAAAAAAAAAAAAAAAAAAGGAGGUAAGGGCAA